Miscanthus lutarioriparius is the source of this 225-nucleotide messenger RNA. NCBI's taxonomy places the organism in Eukaryota, Viridiplantae, Streptophyta, Magnoliopsida, Poales, Poaceae. The record is from the annotation of a GenBank genome assembly.
AUGGCGUCAGCUGACGGCGGAGGGGAUGAGCAGAAGACGUCGUGGCCGGAGGUGGUGGGCUGGGUGACGCUGAACGCGUCGUUCAAGAUCGCCAGCGACAGGCCCGACGUGUCGACUGCCUUCUACAGUGACACCACCCCGCUGCCGACGGACUAUGACCCCAAGCGCGUCAUCAUCAUCUUCGACUCCGGCAACGUCGUCGUCAAGACUCCUGUCGUCGGCUAG